GGAGACUCAGGCUGGCUGGCCGGCAGGCGGGCGUCGCUCAGCCCACGAGGGGCGGGCCGCGGGGCGGCACCUGGGAAGAGCGGCCAGCCUUGUGCAGGAGGCGAGAGAGAGGGAGUGGAACAAAGAGAGAUAAAUGGGAUGGUCUCACAGGCCAGGAGGCUGCAGCUACAAACCUGCAUCCCACGGCAGUAGUAGAGAGCCCCUGGAGAUUAUUGAGAGGGAACCUAAGAAGAAGCUCAAAAAGAAGAAAGCAAUAGAAAGAAGAGCUGAGGGGACAAAGGUCAGAUGGAAUCAGAGAGCCAUCUUUGAACAAUGAGAGUUGACCAAAUGUGGAAUAGCUUUCCUUGAGAGGUGGUGAGUUCCCUUUCCAUGGUGAUCUUCAAGCAGAGGCUAAAUGAAGGCUUGUUGGGAAUAUUUUAGAGGAUAUUCCUUCAUGUUGGACUAUAUGGAUGCUGCUGAGGGUUUUUUCCCAACUGCCAAAUCCUAGGAUUCUGUGAUUCUAUGUUACCCCGGAAAUCUGUGAACAACAAAGAAGCUUUUACUUGUCCACCUGUCUCCUGAGUGCCCAGCUCGUGUCUCCCUGGAGGCCAUGGAGAAUGAGUUGCCAACCCCACCCACAUCUCUCAGUGCCACUGCUGCCAGUAGUUCCAGCGGGGUCAGUAGCAGCAGCAACAGCAAUAGCAACAACAGCAGCAAUGGUGGUGGUCGUUCUACUGGAGCUGGACCUCAGAUUUCUGUGUACAGUGGUAUCCCUGAUCGGCAGACUGUACAGGUGAUACAGCAAGCCCUGCACAGGCAGCCUAGCACUGCAGCUCAGUACCUCCAGCAGAUGUAUGCAGCCCAACAGCAGCACCUUAUGUUGCAGACAGCAGCACUCCAGCAGCAGCACCUCAGCAGUGCCCAGCUCCAGAGCCUGGCAGCUGUGCAGCAGGCAAGUCUGGUGGCCAAUAGACAAGGAGCCUCUUCAAACAACAGUGGUUCUGCACAGUCCCCAGCCCAGUCACCAUCGAUAAACCUAGCAGCUUCCCCAGCAACAGCUCAACUCAUCAACCGUGCCCAGAGUGUCAACACAGCAGCAGCAGCAGCCUCAGGCAUUGCCCAGCAGGCUGUGCUGUUGGGUAAUACCUCAUCUCCAGCACUGACAGCCAGCCAGGCGCAGAUGUAUCUGAGGGCACAGAUGCACCUGAGGAAACUGACGGAAGCCAAGACUUCUCUGGGGAGAGUCGCUCCCAUGACCCAGCCAGGUAACCUGGUGCAGGUAACUAGGAGCCUAGGCGGCACUGUUCCUUUGUCCCCUCAGCUCAUCUUCACGCCCACGGCCACCGUCACUACCGUGCAGCCUGAGCUCAGCACCGGCUCCCCUGCCCAGCCCCCCACCCCCAAUCAGGUACAGAACUUGACCCUCCGAACGCAGCAGACAGCAACCACAACAGCCUCGGGCCCCACCCCCACCCAGCCUGCACUGCCCAGCCUGGCCCUGAAACCCACCCCAGGCAGCAGCCAGCCUCUGCCCACCCCCUCACAGGGCAGAAGCACUGCUCAGGGCUCCCCAGCAGGUGCCAAGCCUGGCAUAAGUGAAAGUGUGGCUGAGCAACUCAAGAAGGGGGACAGCAGCAGUGGCAGUGUGCCAGGGAGCACUGAGGGCCGGGGGGGACUAAGCCGGAUGGUGUCCCCUGUGGCCACACACCCCCUCAUUGCACCAGCCUACACCCAGCUGCAACCACACCAACUCCUUCCACAAUCCCCAUCAAAGCACCUGCAACCCCAGUUUGUCAUCCAGCAGCAGCAGCAGCCAUCUCUACAGCAACAGCAGCAACAGCAGCAAUCCCAACAGUCCCGGCCCCCAUCACAGUCCCAAUCCCAGCUUGCCUCAGCUCUGCCAGGAGUAACCAUACAAUCCAGCCCUGAAGUCCAUGCUAUGUCAUUAGGUCCAUCAAUCCCUACCCUCCCACUGCAGUGUCCUACUACCAAUCAGCACAAAUCUGGCAACAGCCAGCAAGGGCAGCCAUCCAGCCCAGAGGCUGGGCCCCAGAACGGACAUUCUGAGGGCCUACUCCACACCCCCCAACGCAGGUUCCAGCACACAUCAACUGUCAUCCUCCAACUACAGCCUGCUUCAUCAGCGACCCAACAAUGUGGUCCAGAUGCUUGGAAGGAGACAAUGGCCAGGGAGAAGAGCCUGCCUGAGACCCUGUCCAGUCCAUCAGCCCAGCAACCAUCCACCCUCACCCCCCCACCUGCUGGUCCACUGCAGCCCACAAGUUCUGAUGUUCAGCAGUCUCCAGCACAUGAGACAGGUCAGGGCAUUGUUUAUGCACUGAACGACCUCAGCAGCCCCGGCAUGACCUCAGGGAACGGAAACUCUGCCUCCAGCAUCACUGGCACUGCCCCCCAGAAUGGUGAGAAUAAACCACCACAGGCCAUUGUGAAACCCCAAAUCCUGACGCAUGUUAUCGAAGGGUUUGUGAUCCAGGAGGGGGCGGAGCCUUUCCCGGUGGGACGUUCGUCCCUGCUGGUGGGAAACCUUAAGAAGAAGUAUGCACAAGGGCUUUUGCCUGAGAAACUCCCACAGCAAGAGAACACCACCACCACUGACUCAGAAAUGGAGGAGCCCUAUCUGCAAGAAUCCAAAGAGGAGGGGACUCCCCUCAAACUCAAGUGUGAGCUUUGUGGCCGGGUGGACUUUGCCUACAAGUUCAAGCGUUCCAAACGUUUCUGCUCUAUGGCAUGUGCCAAGAGGUAUAAUGUGGGCUGUACCAAGCGUGUGGGACUCUUCCACUCUGACCGCAGCAAAAUACAGAAACCAGGGGCUGCACCCCAUAACCGCCGACGGGCCAGCAAGGCAAGCCUGCCAGCACUGCCCAAGGAUGCCAAGAAGCAGCCUGCAGGAGCUGUGCCUCUCUCAGUCACAGCUGCACUGCAGCUGACCCACAGCCAAGAAGACUCAAGUCGCUGCUCGGAUAACUCAAGCUACGAGGAGCCUCUGUCACCUAUCUCAGCCAGCUCCUCCACCUCACGCCGGCGCCAGGGUCAGCGGGACCUGGAACUCCCGGACGUGCACAUGCGAGACUUGGUGGGUGUUGGGCACCACUUCUUGCCCAGUGAACCUACCAAAUGGAAUGUGGAAGAUGUCUAUGAGUUCAUCCGUUCUUUGCCAGGCUGCCAGGAAAUUGCAGAAGAGUUCCGUGCGCAGGAGAUCGAUGGGCAGGCCUUGUUAUUGCUCAAAGAAGACCAUUUGAUGAGUGCCAUGAAUAUCAAGUUGGGGCCUGCUUUGAAGAUCUAUGCACGCAUCAGCAUGCUUAAGGACUCCUAGGACCUAGCCAUGGAAAAGACCCCUUCUCUUCUCCCUGGGAGCUCCUUGCAUCCUAACUGAGCAGAGCACAAGAAAACGUUCCCAAGGGGCAUAGAGGAGGGGCCAUUAGCUCCUUCUCCUGAGCAUGGCUAAGGAGGAGGGGCUCUUCCAUCCUCCUUGCUGACCUGCAGAAGAGGCCGGAGGUAGGCAGGUGGCUGCAGAAGUUGGGGCAGUGUGCUUGUAAAUAUUGGUAGCAUCAGCUUCUUCUGGAGUCCCAUGGCUCUAGCCCUGCUCUCUUUCCUGCCCAUGCUAGCCCCCAUCCUCACCCAUCAGAGGCACAGGUGGCCAGAGCUCUUCAACCUAAAUGGGAUAACUGUCAAGGAUGACCACCAGGCCUGGACAGAGGCCAAGGCAGCCCUUGCUUGCCUUAUGCCCAUAUCCUUCCCUUAGCAGGUUAACUCUUUCUUCACCAACUUCUCCCCCUUCAGCCUGAUUCUGAAGUAGCCAAGAAUUCCCCAAGACACAGGCAUUGCUAUGUCCCCGUGGAGAGAGAGAAGCUGGCCUGAUUUGGCCGUGCCUGCUGGCCUGUACGCCUUAACGCUGUGUGUGUGACUGUGUGUGAGAGCCCGGACUGGCAGAUGGACUGAGUUACUUCCUUCUGGCUUUAUCCAGAUGUCCUCCUAGUACUUUGUCCUGGACUCCACUCACCCUCAGGUGGAUAACAAGGGAGCUGCAGCCUUAACACAGAGGCUGGGUGGGUGUGUAAGGGGGAGAGGAGGUUUGGGGAUUCUUCUUUCUGGACUCGUGAGGCCAUGGUGACAUGCUGCAAAUUACUCCCGAAUGCCCUGCUUUCCCAUUGGCAGCAUUAAGGAAAAGGCCACACCUACCAAGGGCCAUUGGGAAGGGCAUGGCCUCCUUCUACACUGUUCCUAGUGGCCAAGGCCUUGAGGACCCAGGGACUGUUCAGAGGGAUUACACAGCUCUUGUGUCACGGUCAGCCUGAAGAAGGCCAUUUCCUCACCUCCUCUGCCUAUACCACUUUGCCUCUAAAACUCCCCAGCAUCAGUUUGGGCCUUUUGAGAAGGUAGGGUGGGAAGGGAAAAGAGCUCCCCCACCUCUGACUUGCUCAGCCUCAUGCAGACUAAGAAGGGGUUGAGGGAGAAUGGAGCUUUUCCCUGAACAAAGUGGGUACCUCCUUCACUUGAGUUAUUCCUCACCCUCUAGGCAGGGUAGAAAUGGAAAAUGAAGGACUUUUUAGAGACCUUUUUUUUUUUAAUUAAAUAAAUCUCUAAAAUCUG
Molecule: messenger RNA, 4590 nt
Organism: Monodelphis domestica (gray short-tailed opossum)
Lineage: Eukaryota; Metazoa; Chordata; Mammalia; Didelphimorphia; Didelphidae
Gene: PHC2
Product: polyhomeotic homolog 2
Biological process (GO): negative regulation of DNA-templated transcription
Cellular component (GO): PRC1 complex; nucleus
Molecular function (GO): histone binding; zinc ion binding; chromatin binding
Source: RefSeq, a predicted model, not a curated record